This is a messenger RNA of Thlaspi arvense, 1187 nucleotides long. The record is from the annotation of a GenBank genome assembly. NCBI's taxonomy places the organism in Eukaryota, Viridiplantae, Streptophyta, Magnoliopsida, Brassicales, Brassicaceae.
ACGACAUUACCGUCCGAACGAUCUAAAUCGUCAAAACCGCACGUCUUUCUCUGCAACUGUUCCGACUUCUGAGGUAGUCUCAGAUUCCCUCCGCGAACACGAUGUCGUUCGAUGAAGAGGAGGACGAGACCUUCGAGCACACCCUUCUCGUGGUGCGCGAGGUCUCCGUCUACAAGAUCCCACCGCUACCCACAUCCGGCGGCUACAAGUGCGGCGAAUGGCUCCAGUCCGAUAAGAUCUGGUCCGGUCGUCUCCGCGUCGUGUCUUGCAAGGACCGGUGCGAGAUCCGCCUGGAGGAUCCGAGCUCCGGCGAUCUCUUCGCCGCUUGUUUCGUCGAUAACGGACGGCGAGAUAACUCCGUCGAGCCGUGUUUGGAUUCGUCGAGGUACUUCGUUCUGAGGAUCGAGGACGGCCGUGGGAAGCACGCGUUCGUCGGGGUCGGGUUUGGGGAGAGGAACGAGGCGUUUGAUUUCAAUGUCACCUUGUCGGAUCACGAGAAGUACGUUAGGAGGGAGCAAGAGAAGGAGAUUGGGGAAACGAGUGAGAGCGAUGAUCAUAUUGAUAUUCAUCCCGCGGUUAACCACAGGUUGAAGGAAGGUGAAACCAUUAGAAUCAAUGUGAAACCGAAACCAACGACCAGUGGAACCGGAAUGCUCUCGACCGCUCUUUCGGGUAACGGGAAACCUAAACCGGCGCUAUCGCUUGCGCCACCAUCAGGCGGCGUUGGAAAAAUCAGGUCUCCUUUACCACCGCCUCCAAAUGAUUCCGUGACCUCGAGGGUAACAUCCGAUGGUUGUAAAGAAUCAACAGAGAAGGCAAGAACCAAGAAUGAUCCACUCUCUGAUUAUUCUCAGCUCAAGGAAAAACUUCCUUCAACCAAUUCGACAGGAGCUGGAUGGGCAGCUUUCUGAUCACCGGAGGAUAAAUUUUUGACGGUCGAUGGAGAUUGUUCGGCUUCAUAUAGUUACUGUAGAGACAUUGAGAAAAAGGCCCUCUCAUUAAGACAAGAUUGGUAAAUCAGAGAUUAUUAGUAUAAAUAGCUUGUGUUUCUGGUGGAUCGUCUUUCCUCGUUUCUUCCUAAACCCGUCUACACUGUGGACGGAUCAAAUUGUUUUCUAAACUAAGAAUACUGAUUAUAUCUGUUUAACUAAAGUGCUAAUGCGUUUUUUUUUUUUUUUUGGCAGUAG